AUGUCUUCACUGCGCCCAGAACUCCCCGAAGAUGAAUCUCUCUUCGGAUCACCGGUCCCAAAACCAUCUCCAAAGCUCUCCAACGACAAAUCUCUCUUCGGGUCACCGAUCCCGGAAUCGAUUCUAGGGCUCCCCGAAUAUGAAUCUCUCUUUGGAUCACCAGUCCCAGAAUCAACUCUAGAGCUCCCCGAACAUGAAUCUUUCCCCAAGCCACCAGCCCCGAAACCAUCUCUAAUACUCCCACAAUGCAACAAAACCGCGCCAGAGGAAUCUGUGCCCGAGCUACCGACCCCAGAACUAACUCCAGUCGUACGUGGUGGCAUCAAAACGGGACAGCCGAACCGGGGGAAAUUAAAAGAGAACGUGGUCUCUGAUGUGGAAAAAGCCUUGGCACUACAAAGAAUUACGGCUACCCCUACUGUCAAGUUCGAGGAUCUGAGUCCCGAAAAGCAAAAGCUCGUCGUGUCACAACUGAAGCGGUUCAUCAAAGAAGAGCAGGAGAGAAGGGACAAGAAAAGACAGGAGAUAAAACAGUCCAACGACGAUGCAUACGUGGCUUAUCAAAAAGCCAAAAGGAACAGGGCCAAGCUGAGAGCUGAAGCCAAGAGAAGGACAGCUACGAAGACGAAUGGUCCCUUAUCUGGCUCACAGCCGCUGAUCCCAGGCCAGCUCAACAUGCCUCAGGAUCCGAUCGUUCCACGCGCGGCCAUCGACAAUAAUGAAGAUCGUGGCGCCGUGGGAGCAUUUGGCUGGUUCGAAGGCCUGGAACGUAUGUACUAG
Messenger RNA from Fusarium pseudograminearum CS3096, 780 nucleotides. RefSeq lists its product as uncharacterized. The transcript has a single exon. Bases 1 to 780 code for a protein of 259 amino acids. The record is from RefSeq and is a predicted model, not a curated record. NCBI's taxonomy places the organism in Eukaryota, Fungi, Ascomycota, Sordariomycetes, Hypocreales, Nectriaceae.